CGUGGGCGGGGCCUGUCGGCGGUGUCGCGGCGCUGUCGCCGGCGGGCGCGGAGCGAUGCGGCGGCGCGGCGGCGACAGGGACGGCGACAGCGGCGACAGCGGCGACAGCGGCCGGGCGGAGGGCAGGGCCGGCGCGGCCCGGCAGCAGCGGGGCCGACGUUCCUGGCUCCCCUGCCUGGGGACCCUCCUCCUGGGAAUGCUCCUCAUCUACAUCUCCGUGCCCUUCCUCAUCCGCCUCUUCCCCAGCGUGCUCACCAAAUUUGUCUACCUGAACUUCCUGGCCUUCCCCUUCUUCGCGGACUUUCGGCGGCCGGAGCUGCUGGUGAACAACACCAUCAGCCUGCACCUCACCACCGAGCCGGGCGUCACCGUUGGCAUCUGGCACACGGUGCCGGGCAGCAGAGCGGCCGAGGCGCGGGGCCAGGACCGGCGCUGGUACGAGGAGGCACUUGCUGAUGCUCACCCCGUGAUCAUCUACCUGCACGGCAAUGGAGGCACCAGGGCUGCGCGUCACCGUGUCCAGUUCCUGAAGACGAUGGGGGCUGCUGACUUCCACAUCCUGGCUCUGGACUACAGAGGCUAUGGGGACUCCACUGGACACCCCACGGAGAGCGGCUUCACCACGGAUGUCCUGGCACUCUACGACUGGGCGAAAGCACGGAGUGGGAACAGCAGCAUCCUCUUCUGGGGACACUCCCUGGGGACAGGGAUUGCCACAAAUGCAGCAAGGAAACUGCAGGAGGAGCGAGGGGUCCAGGUUGAUGCCGUUGUCCUGGAGUCUCCCUACACCAACAUCCGAGAGGCAGCUGCCCACAUCCCCAUCACCAAGAUCUACCGCCAGUUCCCGGGUUUUGGGUACCUCAUCCUGGACUCGCUGGCUCGGGCUGACAUGUUCUUCAGCAGCGAUGAGAACGUGAAGGUGCUGGCCUGUCCCCUCCUCAUCCUGCAUGCAGAAGAUGAUGGUGUUGUGCCUCCACACCUGGGACGCAAGCUCUAUGAGACAGCUCACAGCGCCUACAAGGACAAAACCAAAGUGAAGUUCAUUACCUUUCCCAAAAAGUUGGGCUUGGGCCACGACUACAUCUCGUUCAACCCGGAGCUGCCAGCCCUGGUGAAAGACUUUUUGAACAUGAAGUGACGCCAACUGCUGCGUGCAGCGACCACGCGCUCCCUCCAUCCCACUCCAGGACCCCCACAUGGCACUGAGCUUACUGCUGUAAGUAAUAAAAACUACUGAAAAACCUUUUAA
This is a messenger RNA of Pseudopipra pipra, 1249 nucleotides long. RefSeq names its product abhydrolase domain containing 12B (gene ABHD12B). NCBI's taxonomy places the organism in Eukaryota, Metazoa, Chordata, Aves, Passeriformes, Pipridae. Gene Ontology annotation, biological process: phosphatidylserine catabolic process; monoacylglycerol catabolic process. Gene Ontology annotation, cellular component: endoplasmic reticulum membrane. The transcript has 13 exons. Gene Ontology annotation, molecular function: phosphatidylcholine lysophospholipase A1 activity; monoacylglycerol lipase activity. The record is from RefSeq and is a predicted model, not a curated record. Bases 56 to 1138 code for a protein of 360 amino acids.